AUGAAGAUUAUUCAGAAUAUGGAACUCGAUGAGAAAGAUGAUGAUACAUCCACCGAUUCAUCUUCUUCUUUUUCUUAUUCGGACUUCGAUGAAGAUGACCUUAGAUCGUGCAAUGAAGAAUUCGCAAGGAGCGGGAAUUUCGACUUUGACUUCUCUCGAGUGCGUCGGACAUACAAUUUUAAACCUGUGAUCUUCAAUCAGAACUGCUUCACAUACGAACCAGAUACUGAUGAAGCUUCUCUGGAACGGCUUUUGAAGGAGGCUAUUAAGAAGUGCAACAAAGAGGAAGGAACAAAUCUUGAAUUAGUCAAGGUUUUGAGAGCUAAUUUUCAUCCUGGUGGAGGUAUCACAUUCUACAUCACCUUCGAAGCCAUAGAUCAUGCUCAUGCUCAUGAUCAACCUAAAUCAUAUCAAACUAUGAUCGGAUACCUCCCUAUGGAUAUCAGGGUCAUAUAUGUCAGGCCUAAACCAUGA
Molecule: messenger RNA, 474 nt
Organism: Arabis nemorensis
Lineage: Eukaryota; Viridiplantae; Streptophyta; Magnoliopsida; Brassicales; Brassicaceae
Source: the annotation of a GenBank genome assembly